AUGAUCUUUUCUUUCAUCUAUGCAGCAAACGUGGAGGCUCUGAGAAAUGAAUUGUGGGAAGAGCUGGUGUCUCUCUCGACGGACGCAAGAGUUGUUGGCAAAGCUUGGGCCGUUUUAGGAGACUUCAACCAGGUGCUCCACCCAAAUGAGCAUUCCGCUUUGGAUGGUUUUACUGUGGACAGAGCGACGAGAGAUUUCAGACAGUCAAUCUUGAAUUCUGAACUGGCGGAUCUCAACUUCAGAGGAUCAACUUACACUUGGUGGAACAAGAGAAGGGUCAAUCCAGUUGCUAAGAAACUGGAUAGAGUUCUAGUAAAUGACCUCUGGUUAGAGAUCUUUCCCACGGCGAUGGCUUUCUUUGGAGCUCCAGACUUCUCCGAUCACUCAUCUUGUGGCAUUGCACUCUCUCCUUCUGUACAGAGGCAGAAGAAAGCUUUCAAGUUCUACAACUACCUCCUAGGAAACCCUGAUUUCAUUGCGGUGAUUUGCAGCGAGUGGUUCUCCCUGAACUUUGUUGGAUCUGAUAUGUUUAGAGUGUCAAAAAAACUCAAGGCUCUGAAGAAAAAUAUAAGGGAUUUCAGUAGAGAGAACUACUCUGGAUUGGAAAAAAGAGUGAAGGAAGCCCAUCAACAUCUGCUAGAUAGACAAGUAGCUACGUUGGAGUCACCUACUCCCUCAAAUGCUCAUUUGGAACUCCUCGCUCAACAAAACUGGGAAGUAUUGGCAGAGGCUGAAGAGAGAUUAUUUAGACAAAGGUCGAGAGUCACUUGGCUUAAAGAAGGGGAUAUGAACACGGCUUAUUUCCACCGGAUUAUGAAAUCGAGAAAUUCAAUGAAUGUCAUUCACUUUUUGGAGGAUGAGAUUGGAAACCGUAUUGAGUCACCACAAGCCAUUCAUGCGCAUUGCGUCGAUUACUUUGAAGGUCUGCUGAGUGGUGCUCAGAGCCAGCCUAUGUUUGUUCAGGAGGAUAUUACCUCUCUUCUAGACUUCAGCUGCUCUAUGUCACAGCGUUCUCAGCUAGACUCGUGCUUCUCAAGUGAGGAGAUUAAGGAGGCUUUCUUGUCUCUCCCCAAAAACAAAACGUGUGGUCCAGACGGGUUUACUCCGGAGUUUUUCACUUCUUGCUGGACAGUAGUAGGUGGAGAAGUGACAGCGGCUGUAAAAGAAUUUUUCUCUUCAGAAAAGCUCCUAAAGCAAUGGAACGCUACAAAUCUGGUGCUCAUACCUAAAAUCACAAAUGCUUCAAGAACAACUGAUUUCAGACCUAUCUCUUGCCUCAACACGCUAUACAAGGUUAUCUCAAAGCUUCUAGCUAAGAGAUUGAAGUCUGUUUUGCCCUCAGUCAUCUCUCACUCUCAAUCUGCGUUUUUAUUGGGUCGUUUGCUCUCGGAAAAUGUGCUAUUGGCUACUGAAAUUGUGCAAGGCUACAACAUGCCAAAUGUCUCUCCUAGAGGCAUGCUAAAAGUGGAUUUGCGCAAGGAUUUUGACUCUGUGAGAUGGGACUUCGUAAUCUCCGUUUUGAAAGGCUUGAAUAUGCCAGACAAGUUCGUUGGGUGGAUCUCAGAGUGCCUCACAACGCCAUGCUUCUAUGUGUCUGUUAAUGGGGUUGAGGGCGGCUUCUUCAAGAGCUCAAGGGGUCUAAGGCAAGGCGACCCAAUAUCACCAUACCUCUUCGUCUUGGUCAUGGAGGUCUUCUCAAAACUUCUUCAAUCCAGGAACAAGACAGAGCUCUUCACGGCAGGGAUGAGCCAAAUCGAAUCCGCAGCUAUUGCUAACUAUGGAUUCCCAAUUGGAUCCUUCCCUAUAAGAUACCUGGGUCUGCCUUUAACGUGCAGGAAACUGAGAAUCUCCGAGUACUCUCCCUUAGUGGAGAAAUUAUCAAAGCAGUUUACCACUUGGUCAGUAAGGACGCUUUCUUUUGCUGGAAGGUUGCAACUGAUCUCCUCGGUAAUAAUGGGCUCCGUCAACUUCUGGUCCUCGACAUUCAUCCUACCGAAAGGUUGUAUCAGGCAGAUUGAGUCCCUGUGCUCCAGAUUCCUUUGA
Molecule: messenger RNA, 2043 nt
Organism: Microthlaspi erraticum
Lineage: Eukaryota; Viridiplantae; Streptophyta; Magnoliopsida; Brassicales; Brassicaceae
Source: the annotation of a GenBank genome assembly